Molecule: messenger RNA, 1293 nt
Organism: Tilletiopsis washingtonensis
Lineage: Eukaryota; Fungi; Basidiomycota; Exobasidiomycetes; Entylomatales
Product: MFS general substrate transporter
Exons: 8
Coding region: 1-1293 (430 amino acids)
Biological process (GO): transmembrane transport
Cellular component (GO): fungal-type vacuole membrane
Molecular function (GO): transmembrane transporter activity
Source: RefSeq, a predicted model, not a curated record
AUGGCACAGCCGCAAACCUCGCUGCCACUGCGCAGCCUCGCACGCAGCAGCAGCAGCCGCAGCACGGCACGCGCCGAGCCCGACACUGCGCCCGACGGCGGGCCGGCCGGCUGGCUCGUUGUUGCCGGCUGCACGACGUUCUUCUUCGUUGUGCUCGGCCUCAUCUACAGCUUUGGCAUCGUGCAGGCCGAGCUCGCGCACCGCGGCGUCGCCUCGUCGGCCACGCUCGGCUGGCUGGCGUCGCUGUCCGUCGUGCUCUCGAGCGUCUUUGCCCUGCCCUUCACGGCGCUCGUGGCACGCAUCGGCAACGCGCGCAGCGGCCUCGUGGCGGCGCUGUGCGUGGGCGGCGGCUACGUGCUGCUCUCGUACGCGCUGCACGCGCUGCCGCUGCUCUUUGCCGCCCAGGCCCUCGUCGGCGUCGGCUACGGCCUCAUGUUUGCCGCCUGCAGCUCGCUCGCCACGCAGUACUUUGUGCGCCGCCGCGGCCUCGCCGGCGGCAUCGUGUACGCCGGCUCGGGCGUCGGCGGCGCCGUGCUCGCCGUCGGCCUCUCGCGCCUCGCGCGCGCCGUCGGCCUGGCAUGGGCGAUCCGCAUCUACGGUCUGCUGGCGCUCGCCGUGCUCGUGCCUGCCAGCUGGCUGCUCAAGCACCGCGUGCCGCCGCCACUGGCCAUGGUCCGCAUGUCGUACCUGCGGCAGACCAACUUCCUCCUGCUGCUCGCUGCCACGGCGACCGUCACCUUCUCGCUCUUCGUGCCGCCGUUCUUCCUGCCCACGUUUGCCGUGUCUGCCGGCUACACGGCCGAGACGGGCGCGUGGCUUGUAGCAGGCUACAACCUCGCCUCGGCGCUGGGCCGCAUCAUGUUUGGCUUCCUCGCCGACUCGCGCUUCGGGCCGAUCUCCUCGCUGGCGCUGAGCAUGCUCUUGAUGGGCGCAAGCAUCCUCGGCAUCUGGAGCGUCUCCGACAGUCUCGCUGCGCUGAUCUCCUUCCUGAUCAUCAAUGGUGCAGCAGCCGGUGCGCUGCUCUCGCUGAUGCCGAUCGUCAACGCAUCCCUGUUCGGCGUCCAGGAGACGGUCGUCACCAUGUCGAUGCUCACGAUGAGCCGAGCCAUCGGCUCAGGCGUCGGCUCGCCGGCAGCCGGCUACCUGCUCGACGCAUUCGGAGGCGCGGCGUCGGGCACGAGGGCAUACCGACCCGCCCUGCUGCUGGUCGGCAGUGUCUCGCUCCUGAGCGCCGGCUUCGUGUGCACGCUGCGCUGGCGCCUCGGCGGGCUGGACCUCAAGAAGCGCGUGUGA